UACUAAAGAUCAGUAUCGAUGAUUCACAAAUUUCAUUGAAGAAGAGUUUUGUGCAAAAGAAAAACAAAAAACACAAAUUGGAAUUUAUUGACGAAAUAAAAUGCCUAUUCAAUACAAUACCGGAGACUGGUUCACUCUCCAUCCGGGAAUCACUUACAGGAAAUAUGAGCUGUACUCAAUGGAAUGGCCUCUGGACACCGAACUGGAACACAUGAUGGUAUGUGCAGCUCCAUACGGUGGCCCAAUGGCCAUUGUUCGUGAUCCUAAGAAACUAGCAAAGAUUACGGGUUCCGUGAAGCCAGUCGUGAGGAUAUUUACUGCGUCCGGUAUUUUGCUGGGAACCAUUACAUGGAACAGCGGCUUGUUGCUUGCUAUGGGGUGGUCGGACAAUGAAGAAUUGAUUUGUGUACAGGACGAUGGAUUGGUGUCAAUCUAUGAUAUGUUCGGAAACUAUCAACACACUUUCAGUAUGGGCCAAGAAGCGAAAGACACAAAAGUUAUUGAUGUUAGAAUAUUCAGCAGUCCUGCCGGAACGGGAGUUGCUCUAAUGACCACAAAUUUUCGUAUAUUUUUGAUCAACAGCAUCAAGGAGCCAAAGAAUCGACAACUGCCAUCAAUGCCAAAAUCAAUUGUAGAUCCAACAUGCUGGGAGACAAUAACUGAGGAACGGAACACAUUUUGCUUAGUUGCAAGGGAAAAGGAACUGCUCAAAUUGCGACAGGGCGACAGUGUGUGUUCGGUGAAAAACGUUUCGUUCGAGAAAGACUACAGCAGCAUUGUCGCAAUGUCCGUUUCAUACAAUCACGCCUACAUCGCACUCUACACAAACAAUGGGAUAGUGUGGAUGGGCACGUCUGAUUUGGAAACGAAAUUUUGCGAAUUCAAUACCGGGCGAACGGAGAGACUGCUGCAAAUUAGUUGGAUUUUAGAUUCGGAAAAUUGCCGAUCAUCCGAUGCUAUUGUCAUCACGUAUCCAUCGCUGUUGAUCGUUAUUAGUGUGGCUGGUGAUUCGAAUUUGUACAGCUACGAUCCGGCCAUUUUUCUGAUACCGGAAAUGGAUGGUGUGCGUGUGUUGACGAAUAAUUGCCAUGAAAUGAUUCAGAGAGUACCGAAAUGUGUGAACAAUAUUUUCGCAAUCAACAGUCAGGAGUCGUCCAGCUGGUUGUUCGAGGCUCAUAAAAAAUAUUUGGAGAAAAGCCACCAAUCGGACGAAUAUCUGUGUUCAAUAAAAAGCAAUUUACAGUCGGCUGUUAAUGAAUGUGUAGAAGCCGCUGGCUACGAAUACGAUUCGACAACGCAAAAGAGCCUCAUUCGGGCCGCGUACUUUGGUAAAGCUUUCAUUCCAUCCCACAAUCCGGACGAAUAUAUUCGAAUCUGUCGAAUAUUAAGAGUUUUGAAUGCAAUCCGAGACAGUCAAAUUGGUAUUCCUUUAACAAUCAAACAAUUUCAUCAUUUGAAGCCAAAUGUGAUCCUGGAUCGUCUAGUAUUCCGUAAGCAUUAUGGAUUGGCCAUUCACAUAGCUAAGCAUUUGAAAUUACCGGAAUCUAGGAUAUUGGAACACUGGGCAUUCCACAAGGUGAUUCAUGAUAAAAAUGACAGAGAAGUGGCAAAUAAAAUCGCUCUCAAAUUCCGUAAUCCAGAAGUUGAAGGCAUUUCGUUCUGUAACAUUGCCAAGAAAGCGGAAGAAGUCGGUAAACGAGAAUUGGCAAUUAUGCUUCUCGAACUGGAACCAAAGUCUAGUUUACAAGUUCCUCUUCUACUGAAAUUAGGCGAAAGUAAAAAAGCCCUGCUCAGUGCAACGCAGUCUGGCGACACGGACCUUGUGUACACGGUUCUGCUUCAGCUGAAGGAAACAUCUCAGAUGGGCGAUUUUCAGAUGAUCAUCCGAAAAAUUCCGUUGGCACAGAAUUUGUACAAGAAAUAUUGUACGAUGUACAGUAAGUCGGCGUUGCAAGAGAUAUUUAUGCAGGAGGACGACUUUUUGGCUCAAGCCGAAUUUGCAUUGCGCGAAGGAAUUGAGAAUUCGAAUGUCGCCUCAUCGCUUCCCAUCGUAUCCAAUGCUUACAAGAAGCAACACAAAGAUCUCGAAGCAGAGCUGUGCGACGACGCCCGUAAAUUACUGAAACAGCAACAAAACAUCGCCGAGAAAUACUCAUCGCAAACGACACAACUCUAUGGACUAUCGGUGCAUGACACAAUAAAGCAACUUCUAAAUAUCGGAGAUAUUAAACUGGCCGACAAAAUGAAAAGCGAAUACAAAGUGCCGGAUCGUCGGUACUGGUGGCUACGAAUCGAAGUCUACGCUGCCCACUUCCAAUGGGAUGAAUUGGACAAAUUUUCCAAAUCGAAGAAAAGUCCGAUCGGUUAUGAACCGUUCGUCGAGGUGUGCUUGAAAUAUAACAAUGUCCAGGAGGCUCGGAAGUAUUUGGCCAAAUGUAGCAGCCACAAGAAAAUCAAAUGGUUCAUUCGGGCCGGCAUGAUUGAAGAUGCUGCGUUGGCGGCGUUCGAACAAAAAGAUCUACAGAGUUUGUGGACGGUGCAUAUGAAUGCAACGAAAAUGAAUGAUCGGGCUAUGGUGGCGAAGAUAGAGAAUUUUAUAGGACAAUUAUCGGCAAAGAAAUAAUUUUCUGGCUUUUGUAAUGCUAAACGUCUGCAAACGAAAAAGAUAUUUUAUUUUAAAGUUCCAAAAGAGAUAAUAAUUUAUUCAACAAGAACAGAAAAUUUGUAUACCAAAAUAAAAGCUUU
This is a messenger RNA of Bradysia coprophila, 2745 nucleotides long. RefSeq names its product vacuolar protein sorting 16 (gene Vps16A). Gene Ontology annotation, molecular function: actin binding. Lineage: Eukaryota; Metazoa; Arthropoda; Insecta; Diptera; Sciaridae. Gene Ontology annotation, biological process: vacuole fusion, non-autophagic; endosomal transport; intracellular protein transport. The record is from RefSeq and is a predicted model, not a curated record. Gene Ontology annotation, cellular component: lysosomal membrane; endosome; cytoplasm.